This is a messenger RNA of Osmerus eperlanus (European smelt), 5468 nucleotides long. RefSeq names its product gasdermin Ea (gene gsdmea). Gene Ontology annotation, biological process: programmed cell death. The transcript is spliced from 20 exons. Gene Ontology annotation, cellular component: cytoplasm. The record is from RefSeq and is a predicted model, not a curated record. Bases 553 to 3348 code for a protein of 931 amino acids. NCBI's taxonomy places the organism in Eukaryota, Metazoa, Chordata, Actinopteri, Osmeriformes, Osmeridae.
UAUGUGACUAGUCAUUCUGCGGAUGAUGUAAAUACGAUUUAAAUGUAGAAAUCAAUGGAGGGACAAGUCUGUUCUUGUUAUGUAUAACAUAAACACACACGCACACACCCCACUCAUAUGAUAGUAAUUACCUCGCUAUUGUGUGGGGGCGUGGCACCAGAGACGAGAGCCAGUCGCUUUCGAAGUGUCAGCCCACAAUGUGACUGACAGCUAUUUUCACCAAUUGAUCUACUGGACAAACGGAAAAUACCCAAUCAGAUUGAUGCCUCGUGGAUGUGUCUUCAAUGGAUUUUCCAAGCGAAAACAUCCACUGGACUCUAUAAAAGUUGACAUCAGAGUCAAAGUUAAGCCUAGUAAUCUUCAGUGGCAGUGGAGACCAGUCUUCAAGCAUAAUCGAAUAAACGGGUUUGUUGAAAAACAUUGGGUCAGAACAAUAAGGGCGGAUUCGUCAUUUGGAUGCAGGGGAAACCGAAGUGCGCGGUCUGUUAAUGCGAAUGACUUUUUGAUCAAGAUUUAUUGACAGGCAUUGGCUCCACUUCCCCUAAUUGGGUUAUGUUUGCCAAGGCAACAGCAAACUUUGUACGCCAGAUCGAUCCGGACGGAACCCUGAUCAAUGUCUCUCGCCUUAAUGACUCAGACAAGCUGGUUCCCACUGCGCUGGUUGUCAAGCGCAACCGAUUCUGGUUCUGGCAGAGACCCAAAUACCAGCCCUCUGACUUUACCCUUGGUCACCUGCUGCUAGGAGACACACCCCUCUGUCCAGUUGUGUCGGAGUCAGAGUUUCUCACCUACGAGGGGAAGUUUGGGGACACGCUAAGCAGCAAGCUGGAUGCCAAGGCAGGAAACCUCAGUGUGAACCUGGAGGGCCGGGGCACCACUAAGCUCCAAUCAUCAUUCGGUAAACUGAGGAAACAGGAAGUAGACGUUAUGAAACUGCUGCAGGACUCCAACGAAAGGAUGUUGGACAUGCAGCAUGUGCUGGUGCAGCAGAUGGAGAAGAGAGCAGAGGUGUUUGCGGUGCUGAAGGAGAGGAUCCUCACCACCACGGCCUGCAGUAUCACAGAGACACACCAGGGGCAGAGCUCCUGCGCUGGCAUCCUGGAAGUGCUGGGCAACCCUGUGGAGGUGUGUGUGAAGGAGAAUGGCAAUGUUCAGGUGGACAGCGACGUUGCAUUAGAGAUUCCCCCUCACACUGUCAUCGCGUACAGCCUCAUAGAGCUGGAGGUCAAGAAGAGUGGGAACUAUGAGCUUUGUUUACAGCCAGAUACUCUUGGAGGGUUUGAGGCAGACUCUGCGAGGUCCUCUCCAUCCCAGGCUUCUAUUGACACUCUCUGCAUGGUGGACGGAGGACAGGGGAUGGAGGAUAUGACUGUUGGGAGAGCUGCGCUUAGCUCGCUGCAGAAAGACUUACUGAGUUUGGACGUCCAUCUGCGUCCGUUCCUGGCGCUACCAGAGAACACUCGGUCUGCACUGUACCAGAGGCUCUGUGAGGUCAUGAUGGACAGAACUACACUCACAGAUCUAGAACAGUUGCUGGAUGGCUGGUGUAGAGAUGAGAUACAUGAGGUUCCAGUUCGAUGGAACAAGUCUGCCCGCACCCUAGUGGACCUUCUACGCCAAGGUGUAGCCUAUCAAACUCCGAAUACCAUUUCGAGCCUGCCCCCUCUCCUGAUCGCCGCCCACCUGCUGGUCAGCGCCUUGGAGGCUUUGCCUGAUGAUUCUCUAAGUCUUCUGGUAGAAUGUAGCCAUGACGACUUGGAAGCGCUCAAUACCUUGGUGACCAGGCUGAAGAUGAACCGUCAGGCCCUCCCACACGAGUCCUCGCUCCUCCUCCGGCACAAUGACACAGAAGAACACUGGGCAGAACAGCUCAGCUCGUCAUGUGUGAUACUGAGGAAAGAGAUUGACGGCCUGUGGGCAGAUAUACAAAGUCAACCAGGAAGUCUUCCAUUGGUCCUGUGUGUUUCUGUGCACGGACUUACUUCUCUGGGUGCUGGGAGGAUAUGCAAAGACUCCUGGAUUUUUAUUGAAGACAUGGACACGUUUGCUGAGGCAACCAAGAGGUUUGUUCAUCAAGUGAAAGGGGAUUUCAUUCCCAACACUGUAUUCCACGACUCCAACAAACUGUUGCAUCCCACUAGACUGGUUGUCAAGAUCAAGCCUAGAUUUCGAUUUCAGAAGCCUAAAUACUGUGUGUCAGACUUUACACUGGAAGACCUUCUAGGAGAUCUACCAUAUCAAGCAGAGAUUAAAACAAGCAUCUUUAUGCAUGACUAUGUCCUUGAACUUGAGAAGAACCAGAAAGGUAAUGUGGGUGGAGGCGUAUCGCAGUGUGGUGGGAAAGUGGAGGGGCGAGGGAGCAUCAAACUCCAAACUACAUUCGGUAAACUAGACCGAAUGGAAUUGAUCAAUUUCAUGAAUUUAAAGACUGCCAUUAAAAGGAAAACAAUGAUUCGUGACCCGGAGCUGAAGAAGAAUGAGAAGUUGGUUAUUGUGAAGGAGAGGGUAGUGACAAACAGCUCAUUCUCUAUCAACUGCUCUGACGAGGUGGACGCCUCGAUUACUGGAACAGUAAAUAUCCAAUGGUUGAAGAUGCUUAUAGCUGGAGGUCAUUUAAGGAAAGACAAUACAUCCAUGAAGCUUCCUGAAAAGACUGUCCUUGCCUACACAGUCAAAGAGCUCAUUGAGCUGAACGUCAAGGAUGAUGACGAGUUAGAGGCGGAUUGUGGAACCUUAUCUGCAGAAUUAAUAUCCAAUAAGUCCAUUAAUUGCCUAGCCAAAGUACUGGAAGCCUUACCAGAUUUUGAGGGGGAUCUUCAGCCCUUAGCUAGUCUUCCAAAGCAGACCAAAUCAUCUCUGUUCGGGGAGCUUCGUGGAAUUCUAAAAGACAGGCCAACCUUUCAAAGGUUUAUAGAAGACACGGUUGAGGACUGGAGGCAGAGUGGGAUCCGAGAUGAAUCCGUCGGCACCCUUUUGGAUCAUCUUCCUACGGAACCCAUGGAAUGUUCUUAUGUUGCCACCGAGUUACUGGUCAGCGUCUUAGAUGCUUUGCCAAAUUGGGCUUUAAAUAUGCUGGCCAACUGCAGUUCCAGUGAACUUCAAACUCUCAACAAACUGGUGGAGGCUCUGAAGACCAAUCACAGCAAUCCCCUGCCUUCUGAGACACUGCCACCCAAACUGCAAGAGGGCGGGGAAUAUAACUGGGCCACACAACUGCUCUGCUCAGCCAGUGAAAAUCUACAUGAUGAUGGAAACCUGUUUCUUGAGACAGGAAUCCAACCAGGCGGGCUGCUAUUGGUCCUGUGCAUUGCAGUUCAAGGGCUCACAUUUUUGGGAGUUAGUGUAUGAUAGGUGUGGAGGUCAAGGCUGCAUAAUAGGCCAGAAUAGUCUUAACACAGACCAUAAGUGUGUUGGCAAAUGUCCACCGAGCCCCCCCCCUCCUACAUUUCCAAAGCAGUAUGCAUGCCAGUGCCUUGUUGUAUUUUUGUAUUUUAUUACGUUAUUACAGGAAUGACAUUCCAGGGAUAUUACAUUAUUAUUACAGGUGAAGGGUUGUGCAGUGAAGAUCAGUUGCAAUAACUACACAUUCUGUUUACCUUUUUUUCUGUUCCUUAACAAAGUGAGCUCUUACAGACCCAUCACAUAAGCCUAUUUCAUAUAUUAUUCACUUGUUAAAUGUGUACUGUCUUUUUAAGAAAAUCAGGCAUUAUAUAUUCUUAUGGCCUUUGGCAGGAAGGACUUCCGAUAAGGAUCCUUGUGCUCUUUGUUACACCGUGGUGUGAUCAGUCUCACCCUCUGCUUUGCUUCACCACAACCAGUUUGUUUACUCUGUUGGCAUCGCCUGCCUUGAUGCUAGUGUUACGACCCCCAGUCUGUGAUGUUCAUGUAUUGUGUAAUUAGCAUACAUAUUAGAAUUAUUAUUUGAACAGUACACUAUUGUACAUCUAGUUAGAUUUCCUUUAUAUAAUCAAAAUGGUCCUUGCAUUUGUAGCCAAUUAACCCAUAACAACCAUGUGUUUGUCUUGUACAUGUCUUCUACUUUCCCUCUGCCAUCUGUCCCAUAGGUGGAGGAUCUGAAGACCAAUCACAGCAACCCCCCUGCCUUCUGAGACACUGCCCCCCAAACUGCAAGAGGGCGGGGAAUAUAACUGGGCCACACAACUGCUCUGCUCAGCCAGUGAAAAUCUACAUGAUGAUGGAAACCUGUUUCUUGAGACAGGAAUCCAACCAGGCGGGCUGCUAUUGGUCCUGUGCAUUGCAGUUCAAGGGCUCACAUUUUUGGGAGUUAGUGUAUGAUAGGUGUGGAGGUCAAGGCUGCAUAAUAGGCCAGAAUAGUCUUAACACAGACCAUAAGUGUGUUGGCAAAUGUCCACCGAGCCCCCCCCUCCUACAUUUCCAAAGCAGUAUGCAUGCCAGUGCCUUGUUGUAUUUUUGUAUUUUAUUACGUUAUUACAGGAAUGACAUUCCAGGGAUAUGAGAUUAUUAUUACAGGUGAAGGGUUGUGCAGUGAAGAUCAGUUGCAAUAACUACACAUUCUGUUUACCUUUUUUUCUGUUCCUUAACAAAGUGAGCUCUUACAGACCCAUCACAUAAGCCUAUUUCAUAUAUUAUGCACUUGUUAAAUGUGUACUGUCUUUUUAAGAAAAUCAGGCAUUAUAUAUUCUUAUGGCCUUUGGCAGGAAGGACUUCCGAUAAGGAUCCUUGUGCUCUUUGUUACACCGUGGUGUGAUCAGUCUCACCCUCUGCUUUGCUUCACCACAACCAGUUUGUUUACUCUGUUGGCAUCGCCUGCCUUGAUGCUAGUGUUACGACCCCCAGUCUGUGACGUUCUGUGUUGCAUUUGUGUGUGUUCCCUGCUGUGCUGUCUGUUCCCCAUAGGUGGCGUGAAUCAAACCAUCAACACCCACGCAUGACUCCUCCUCUCCAUAAUCCGCUUCACCUGGUUCCUGUCAUCAACCAACCCUCCACCAGUAUAUAUUGUGCCACUCUGUGUUUGUUUGGGGGGGGGAAUAAGUCGCUGGCUGUAUUGUGUGUGGGUAAGGCCUACUUUUGUGUUUAGUUGUUUGGAUUCCCCUCUGUGCUGACCAUUGUCCUUUUGACUUGUUUUUCUUUGUCCUGUUGUGUUGAGUUGCUUUGUUUGUAGUGUUGUCCAGAAUGUUUUCUUGUUCUUUUGUUCAGGGGCUGGGGAGUAGUUUAGAGCUUCCCCGGGGUAUACAUCACCCGUAGGAAUUACUUACUGUCUAUAUACACCAGCUAGACCUGGGCAGACCACUGCUGUAUUUUUGGUUAGGACACCUCAUUCGUGUGUCAGUUGCUUUGUGUUUAGCUUUGGGAACUUUAUGUUGAUUUCUUUUCUUUGGUCCUGUCCAGCCCUCCCCUUGUCCCUGUUUAUUAUUUUCCCCAUUACCGUUAUUAUUUACUAUACCGUGGUGGCAAAAAUAAAGCCUUAAUAUUCCAUUGGUACCAUU